GCCUCUGUCUGAUAUUUUUACGAAGAAAUUCUAUAGACCCAAAAACCCAAAAUAGAGAGGAAGAUGAGUUUUUUUCUUCUUAUAGAACAAAUUUAAGAACUUUGAUGGGAGUUUAUGUGCAGUGAAAGGUGAAUAUAUCGGCUAUGAAAGGAGGUGUCCUUUCGGCUCCUGGUGAUUACAUCUACUUCAAGUCUCAAGUUCCUCUUCAUAAGAUCCCUAUUGGAUCAAAGCAGUGGCGAUAUUAUGAUUUUGGCCCGAAAGUAGUUCCCCCACUCAUUUGCCUCCCUGGCAUAGCUGGUACUGCUGAUGUAUAUUACAAACAGAUAAUGUCAUUGUCUAUGAAGGGUUACCGUGUAAUUUCUGUUGAUAUUCCGCGUGCAUGGAACAACCACGAGUGGAUUCAAGCAUUUGAGAAGUUUCUAGAUGCUAUUGAUGUUCAUCAUAUUCAUCUCUAUGGAACAGCCCUUGGAGGCUUCUUAGCACAACUUUUUGCUCAGCAUCGUCCCCGGCGUGUUAGGUCCUUGGUACUUUCAAAUACAUUUGUGGAGACCACUAGUUUCUCAGCUUCAAUGCCAUGGGCUCCUAUUGUUGGUUGGGCUCCUGCUUUUAUACUGAAACGGCAUGUGCUUAGUGGAAUUCGUGAUAGUCCCCAGGAACCCUUUAUUGCAGACUCUGUAGAUUUUGUUGUUUCUCAGGUAAUGUUAAGCUCAGUUUUUUGUUAUAUUACAGCGGUUUUAUGUCAUUCUUACCACAAAUUGUUUGGACAGAAAGCAGCUUUUGCGAAGACAAAUGACUAUUGUGCAACCUCUCAAUCACUCAAAGAUCAAGUGUGUGAAAGGUAUCCUGGCGCGAGAAGGGCAUACUUGAAAAGUGGUGGUGAUUUUCCAUUUCUAUCAAGGCCUGAUGAAGUGAAUCUUCAUCUUCAGCUACACCUGAGACGUGUUGGUGUUGAAGCUCGACCUGACUUGAUCCCUGGUGCCCCAAAGGAUGGUAGUGGUGGAAGUUCCAACGAGCCAAACAACGGAAGAAAGGAUGCUGAUGAUUCAUCAGAAAAUGAUAAAAGAGACUCAGAAACUCCUCCUCCUGCAGAAAGUGCAGAGCCCCCCUUGGCUCCAGAAGCUACUGGUUCUCACGAUUUAGAUAACCAACUCCUUAAGAUGGCCAAACUCUCCGACGACACAGGUGAAUCUGUCUCACCUCCGUUAGAAAAUUCAUUUUUCCGUGACAAGCAGAACUUACUAGUCUCGAGAGCUCUUCUAAACGUCACAUGUGAGUUUUUUAUUCUUAAUAUGCUUCCCCUUUACUUAGGGAACUGUACAUUAACUGGAAAAGUAGCUGCUAUGUAGACACUUGAUGGGAUAGAAAUUUUGUUCUUCAGUUUCGUUUUGUACAUUACGGGUUGGAAACGUGUCAUUGCAAAUACACUAUGAAAUUGAAGACUCAAGUUUGUGUUGGAAAACCUUUAUAUACCAUGUAGCAGUUGUAAAUCUUUCAUAGUCCCAGAAUGUUGGAUUCGAGAAUCUAA
Messenger RNA from Solanum stenotomum, 1525 nucleotides. RefSeq lists its product as uncharacterized. Lineage: Eukaryota; Viridiplantae; Streptophyta; Magnoliopsida; Solanales; Solanaceae. The transcript has 7 exons. The coding region runs from base 144 to 1346 and encodes 400 amino acids. The record is from RefSeq and is a predicted model, not a curated record.